GCCGUCGCAAACUUGGCGCGCGCCGCCCGCGCCCGCCACCGGGACGCCCCAGGACCUUUCACCAUGAAUUCCACGGAGUCCAGCCCAUUGGCAGGUUCUGCCUUGGCCAUGGGAAGCGUCACACCCGUGCCUUCCAAUGGGACCACUUGUGAGAACUGGAGAGAGGUCCAUCAUCUGGUGUUUCAUGUCGCCAACAUUUGUUUAGCCAUUGGUUUGGUGAUUCCAACCACUCUUCACCUCCACAUGAUACUGCUUAGAGGGAUGUUGUCUGUAGGAUGUACCCUUUAUGUAGUCUGGGCCACUCUCUACCGAUGUGCCUUGGAUAUAAUGAUCUGGAACUCAGUGUUCUUGGGUAUCAAUAUUUUGCAUCUUUCAUAUCUUUUGUACAAGAAAAGACCGGUCAAGAUUGAAAAGGAACUGGGCGGCAUCUAUCACCGAUUGUUUGAACCACUCCGUGUCCCUCCUGAUUUGUUUAAAAGGUUAACUGGACAGUUUUGUAUGAUCCAGACCUUGAAAAAGGGCCAGACUUACGCCACAGAGGAUAAAACUUCAGUUGAUGAUCGUCUUAGUAUUCUCCUAAAGGGGAGAAUGAAGGUCUCCUAUCGUGGACAUUUCCUGCAUAACAUUUACCCCUGUGCCUUCAUAGAUUCCCCAGAAUUCAGAUCAACCCAGAUGCACAAAGGGGAGAAAUUCCAGGUCACCAUUGUUGCAGAUGAUAACUGCAGGUUCUUAUGCUGGUCAAGAGAAAGACUGACUUACUUUCUGGAGUCCGAGCCUUUCCUGUAUGAGAUCUUCAGGUAUCUUAUAGGAAAAGACAUAACAAACAAGCUCUACUCACUGAACGAUCCUACCUUAAAUGAUAAAAAAGUUAAGAAAUUGGAGCCCCAGAUGAGCCUGUGCACACAGAUCUCCAUGCUAGAGAUGAGGAACAGCAUCGCUAGCUCCAGUGACGGCGAGGAAGGCCUCCACCACUUCCUGCGGAGCUCCUCCAGCACAUCAUCUCUCCCUGUAGCUGUGUCCUCCCCGCAGCAGCGAGCGUCCGGCAAGAUGAAGCCAAUAGAGGAAGGGGUGGAAGACGACGACGAGGUCUUUGUACAGGUGUCUGCAGAUCCACUUAGCGUCCAUCAGUUGCACUGAUGAGCCUUUAAGUGACCAAGAUGGAAGCCGUCCUGACAAGAAGCACUGUGAGGUGACUUUGAGGUGGUUGCUUCAGUCCUGCCAGAUGGGAAGUGACGGAGGGCCCCAGUCGGAAACUGUGGGCCGCCUGCCCUGUCGGUUAGCUCCUUGAGAUAGCCGAGCCUUCUGACGAGGCCUUGUUUGAUUUUGAGAUAUGUAUUUUCUCCGUAGAUAUAUUAAUAUUAUUUUAAUUAAUCUUAGAGCUGUCAACACAAAUGACUUUUCACUUAUUUUUCUAAGUGUGGCUCUUUUUUUCUCACGUGUAUCUUUUUCCCUGUCAUGGUAAUUCAGAACAAGUUGUUCUUUUGAUCAUUAUAACAAUGUAAGUUGAAACUGAGGCUGACAUAACAUUAAAAAUUUUACCUUUU
Messenger RNA from Microtus ochrogaster (prairie vole), 1544 nucleotides. It is a transcript of the gene Popdc1, whose product is annotated as popeye domain cAMP effector 1. Gene Ontology annotation, cellular component: sarcolemma. Lineage: Eukaryota; Metazoa; Chordata; Mammalia; Rodentia; Cricetidae. Gene Ontology annotation, biological process: skeletal muscle tissue development; striated muscle cell differentiation; regulation of membrane potential. Gene Ontology annotation, molecular function: cAMP binding. The record is from RefSeq and is a predicted model, not a curated record.